Amphiprion ocellaris (clown anemonefish) is the source of this 2683-nucleotide messenger RNA. Its product is annotated as Krueppel-like factor 2. Lineage: Eukaryota; Metazoa; Chordata; Actinopteri; Pomacentridae. Gene Ontology annotation, biological process: regulation of transcription by RNA polymerase II. The coding region runs from base 386 to 1627 and encodes 413 amino acids. The transcript is spliced from 3 exons. Gene Ontology annotation, molecular function: DNA-binding transcription factor activity, RNA polymerase II-specific; RNA polymerase II cis-regulatory region sequence-specific DNA binding. The record is from RefSeq and is a predicted model, not a curated record.
GCGGAGCAUAGAGAACAUUCCGCACCAGUCUUCCUCCGACUCUGUGGCUACCUUUCUGUCUCUGACUCGCAAGAAAACUCGGACUUUUAUACCGGAGCUAAAUUUAGGGGGCUGGUCGGUGCGCAUUGUCUCCAUCCUGGACGAGCUCCCUUCCCCCUGCCUCGCAUUGGUCUGAUUUUUGCAGCGAUAUUUAUAAGAAAAGUAGUUCCUUCCAGAUGCACAGCUGCACAUGAGUGAGGAACAGCAGCUCAUCAGUCGGCAGAAGAAACGACGCGCUCUACAGGCUUUUUUCCUGGACAGUCAGCAGACCAGAAACUUUCUUUACACCAAAAAGAAGUGCCCUUUUCUGAGUAAUUAAGGACUCUUCAGCUUCAUAUAAUCACGUAUGGAAAUGGCCUUGAGUGGGACCAUUUUACCCUCAAUCUCUACGUUUGCUAACCAAAAGGAGAAAUGUUGGGAAGAUAGGUGGAAGUGCGAACUGGGCAUGGACAGCAGCUGCCUAGGCAGAAGAGACGAAGAGGACCUGGAUAAGUUCUUGGAUCUUGAAUUUAUUCUCGCAAACACGGCCGGCUCUGACAGUCCGCCAGCCACCGGAACAGAAGCAGAGCCCUACCGAUUUCAGGAGUCCGGGGCGUCCGUGUAUCACCAGCAACAGCACAGUGGGAUGCCCCAGCAGCCGGCCAGUUACACUACUGUCCCAGACAUGAACAGCCGUCCACCACCCUACAACAGCCUGAUGGCGGAGCUCCUCCGUUCAGACGUGGAUACCGGCUUCCUCCCGGGCAGCAGCCCCACUAUCCAGGGGAGAUUCUUGAUCGGCUCGGCGUCUUUCCAGACCACCCAGGAUUUAUUCCCUGAGCACCCGAACAUUAAAGCUGAGCCUGUUUCAGUGGACACGUACGGACCUGUGAUGGGUCUGGUGCCUCAGAGCUGCACUAAAGUCAAGCAUGAAGGGAACGUCUCCUGCAUGAUGUCUUACGAGCAGCAGCCGCGGCUGGCCAACUCGCCGCAGGCCGCGUUGGGCAGCAUGACCCCGCCGCUCAGUCCGGUCGAUCUGAUGAGCUCCGAGUGUCAGCAGCCACAGAUGUGCAACUCCACAUCGCUGACGUUCCCACAGAGGUUCCAUCCCCACCACCGCAGCGCGCCAGGGGGAUUUACUCAGCAGCACAACGGGAUGCAGCUCCCCUUCUCCGGGGCGCACCACCAUCACCAGUUCCCCGGCAUCUUCGUCGAGGACGCGGCCAUGGGCAUGCAGCAGCAGCCGGCGGCCGGCCAGCGGGUGCUGCUCACCCCGCCGUCCUCCCCGCUAGAAAUGAUGGACACUAAGCCUAAAAGGGGUCGUCGGUCCUGGCCGAGGAAACGGACUGCGACUCACACCUGCACUUUCAGUGGCUGUGGAAAGACCUACACCAAGAGCUCCCACCUGAAGGCGCAUCUCAGGACGCACACAGGAGAGAAACCGUACCACUGCAGUUGGGAAGGCUGCGGCUGGAAGUUCGCUCGUUCGGAUGAGCUCACACGUCACUUCAGGAAGCACACCGGGCACCGGCCAUUCCAGUGUCACCUGUGUGAACGUGCUUUCUCCCGAUCUGACCAUCUGGCUCUGCACAUGAAAAGGCACAUGUGAGGAGAGUCCCGUGGGUCGUGAAAGGAACAGAUAAGGACUUGUAUGCACCGCAUCAACAAGACUAAGAGAGCUCUGCUCUAGUAAUCCUGUGGUCAGCUAUAGGCGGAUGCUCUGAAGACAUACAGGCCAGAUACAACUUCCUAUAGAAGUAUUAACUGGAGUGGUACCAUGGCAGCUUAAACUGCCAUACAGUAUGAUGAAGCCACUAUUGACUACACUGUAAUAUCUAUAUGUAUGUUAUAUGAAUAUUAUAGUGAUUUUUCAUUGUGUAAUGAAGCAUCGAGAUGAGAUGUCCUCAUAUAAAGCUAUAUUUUGUAAAUUUUUUUUAAAAAUAAGACAGAAAGAAAAAAGAAAAAACCGAAGUGAAAAAUUUAUUUAAAUGUUAUUUUUGACAGAAAUGACAAGCAAAACACAAAUAACAAGCAAAUGGAGCCAGAUAUGACAGAAACAGAUGAAUUCUGUUCAGAUUUCUUUCAGAACUAUGUAGCUGGUACUACAUCUUUGUAUUAAAUGCUGUUUAUAUAGACAGCAAGUGGAAGGAACACACUCAACAUGUCAGGCACAUGCCACUGAAGCAACUGGACACAGAUAAUCCAUUGAAGAGGGAUGUCUUUCUUUGUAUUUUCACCAUUAGUGCCUUUUAUAUCAAAUUAUUACACAUCUUACGAGUGCCAUAUUUUCUACUGGCUAAAAGACUAUAAAAGUUUUAUUCUGUGUUAUAUUUUAAGUGUAAAAACACACGAAACAAGCUUUGAGACAAUGUUUUGUUCUAAAACUGCCUUUCAUUAUGUCCUCCUUGAAGGCUUGAACUGAAUGUCAUGUCUGUGAGUCUGUCUGUUGUCUACUAGCAUUUUAAGUCAGGGUCUUCCAAUAGAAAUUCUCACAGAAGUGCAUGUCAUCUCAGCUCCUCGUGAUUGACAAAGGGCUACACAGUCUUUGGCAAUAACAGUUGUUACUUUGUGUCUUGAAGAAAUGUACUGCCUUGUAAAUAAAAUCUUUUUAUAUAAUGUAAAUAGUUUAUUUUAAUGUACAUAUUAAACUAAAUGGACAACAUGA